Messenger RNA from Phragmites australis (common reed), 345 nucleotides. RefSeq names its product predicted GPI-anchored protein 58. The coding region runs from base 1 to 345 and encodes 114 amino acids. The transcript is spliced from 2 exons. Lineage: Eukaryota; Viridiplantae; Streptophyta; Magnoliopsida; Poales; Poaceae. The record is from RefSeq and is a predicted model, not a curated record.
AUGGUGCUCUGCGCCGAUCCUGACCGAGUGGCGCUGCAGGCGAAGAUGACAGAGUUCGACGCCCAGGGGUUGGUUGAUAGGCCGGGGCGCCGUGACCCCGGGACCAUUCGGAUCCCCAGGGCGGACGAGGCGGCCAGCGAGGAGGCCGCAAGCGAUCCGGCGCCACCGACGGAGCCGCCGAGGCCGGUUCCAGCCCCCGAGCCGAGCGUGCCUGAGCCAAGCGCGCCGAUGGAGCCGGAGCUGCCGAGAGCACCAGCCGAGAUGGAAGCACAGGCGCCGCCCAGCCCCGAGCGGGUGGCAGCGGCCGCGCCCGAGCAGCCAGUGCUGGCUGAGUCUGCGUGGUAA